This is a messenger RNA of Misgurnus anguillicaudatus (oriental weatherfish), 971 nucleotides long. NCBI's taxonomy places the organism in Eukaryota, Metazoa, Chordata, Actinopteri, Cypriniformes, Cobitidae. The record is from RefSeq and is a predicted model, not a curated record.
AUUGUGUGGUGUUACAUUUUCAGUGUAAUUCCUAAUAGUGUUACAGUGUUAAAAUAAAAGUGUACAUUUAGUGAAAUUAGCACCGGCUUGUGUGAAAUGGCGCCCCAAAGUGGUGUUAUAUUUUGGUGCUUCAUUUACAAACGCCUGUGCAGUGUUAAUUGUACAUACGGGAACUUCACAUAAUUGAGACAAUGCAGUCCGCAUUUGAGGAUCAAGUCAGUUCGAAAAAAUGGCGGCUCUGUCGGUGGACUUAUGCAAUUGAAAGCGAAGACAAAAACAAGCAAGUAAUCGAAGUGACCGACAGAAUGCUGUUUAAAGUGCAGUACCAACAUCAUAAAAAGUACAUAAAGCAUAAUGGAUCAGCAUAUGAUGACUUGAUUAAGGAUGUCAAGCAAAAAUUUGGGAUCUCUCCAGAUCAUAACAUCUAUUUAGCCGACGAGACUGGAACAGAAGUAGAUGAAGAUGUUUUUGCAGACAUUAUUGAGCAAAAGCCUGACACUCUUUGGACGAUAGUUGAUGCUGUGGCUAUUACAGAUCCUCCUGCCAACAUAACCUCUCCAUCUGCAAACGAGACUGAAACGCUGUCACUUCAUUCAGUUGCAUCUUCAUCAGACACACAGCCAUCAGACAGCGACGGUCCUUUCCUCUCACCUAAAAGAGCUCGUUCUGUUGACCAUUCACAAGAAGCUAAGGAGCUUGUGAAAAGUGUUUUAGAAAAAAAGCCUGCAGGAGAGAAGAUAUUUCAGGAAUACAGAAAAACAGGGAAAAUCACAGAUUCCACAAGACGAAUUCUUGUUAAUGCACUGGUUGGAGACAUGAUUGAUAAACAUGGGUGUAUUCCACCUAAGGAGGUCAGGGUUAAAUAUGCAGUUGGGAUUGUGACACUGUUCCCCUCCCUCAAGGAUCCUUAUUCUAGACAAGGCUAUGAACACUUCUACGAUGCAGAAGGUAAUUUGGGAGGCCACUUGUGA